AUGGUCAACGUCGCGAUUGCUGGUGGUACCGGUGAUGUAGGGAGAACCAUUCUGGAGAUAUUGCAAGACUCUACCAAACACCAGGCAUUUGUUCUAUCUCGAAAGUCAUCGACAGGAACCCCAAACACUCUCGUGGCUGACUACAAAGAUAUCGAUCAACUCGCCUCCCUGCUUGAGGACAAUAAGAUCCAUACAGUCGUCUGCGCACUAUCGGUUGAGGGGGACUCCCUUGAAUCGGCGCAGCUGAACCUGAUCAAGGCAGCUGCACGAUCCCAGGCUACAAAACGCUUUAUCGCAAAUGGAUUUGCUAUCCCUUACCCCAAGGAAGCCCUGGAGGUAUUACCCCAGCUCAAGGUUUAUUUCGACGGACUGGACGAGCUUCGUAGGUCAGGACUGGAAUGGACUGUAUUUCACAUUGGGAUGUUCAUGGACUACUUCGCCACCCCGGCCUUGAAGUCAUACCUUAAGCCACAUAUCGCUGCAUUUGAUCUCGAAAACAAGGUCGCCGCCAUCCCAGGAGAUGGUAACGUCCCCGUCACUUUGACCUAUUCGUUUGAUAUGGCCAGAUUCCUGGUUGCGUCGCUGGACUUGGAGAACUGGGAAGAAGAGAGCCGUGUUGUUGGGGACGAGAUAACCUGGAAUGAGUUUCUUGCUCUAGCCGAGGACGCUCGUGGAUCCAAAUUCGAAGUUCAUUACGAUGACAUUGAGAAGUUGAAGAGGUUCGAGAUCACCGAGCUGCCGGCCCAAAAGGCUCUCUACGAUCGGUUCCCGAAGGAGGCAUUCCAGUGGUUUACCUCGAUUUUUGAACGGUUUACUGCUGAUGGCAACUCUCACAUUCCCAAGGCUGGUAGCUUGAAUGAACGGUUCCCCGCCAUCAAGACUCUGUCGGUUAAGGAGAUGCUUAAUACUUACUGGAAAAGUGGAUGA
Aspergillus caelatus is the source of this 927-nucleotide messenger RNA. RefSeq lists its product as uncharacterized. The coding region runs from base 1 to 927 and encodes 308 amino acids. NCBI's taxonomy places the organism in Eukaryota, Fungi, Ascomycota, Eurotiomycetes, Eurotiales, Aspergillaceae. The record is from RefSeq and is a predicted model, not a curated record. The transcript has 4 exons.